Molecule: messenger RNA, 708 nt
Organism: Acanthosepion pharaonis
Lineage: Eukaryota; Metazoa; Mollusca; Cephalopoda; Sepiida; Sepiidae
Source: the annotation of a GenBank genome assembly
AUGUUGACACUUACACUUGAUGAACUAAGGAACCACUCCCUGAUAACAAAUCGAACUUUUCUUUCUUUUUUACCCCUCACUUCUCUCUCUCUCUCUCUCUCUAUCUCUUUAACUCUGUACCUCUGUCUCUUGAUUGGCUGGCUGGCUGGCUGGCUAUCUGACCGUUCCCAAUUUGACCGUCUUUCCUCUCCCUCUCUUUCUCGCUCUGCUUCUCCCUCUCACUUAUCUGUCAGUCUAUCCGUUCGUCCGUCUCAUCUAUCUAUCUAUCUAUCUAUCUAUCUAUCUAUCUAUCUAUCUAUCUAUCUAUCUCACUUGCCCGCUUACUGUUUUCUGUCUGUCUCGAUAACAGUUUGCAUGUCUGCUCGUCUAUCAGUUUAUCUGUGUGUGUGUGUGUGUGUCUCUUUUUCUAUCUAUCUAUCUUGCUUGAUGUCGUCUGUCUCGAUUACAGUCUGUCUAUCCUUCUUCCUUUCCCCCCACUCUCUCUCUCUCUCUCUCUCUGUCUCUGUCUCACUCGCUCUUUCUCUCUCUAAUAGCGUUGUAAAAAGCACCAUAAAAGAAGAGGGUAGAAACACUCCCUCUCCCUCCCUCCCCCCCCCUCCUCUCCCUCCUCUCUCUCUCUCUCUCUCUCUCUCUCUCUCUCUCUCUCUUUAUCUAUCUAUCUAUUUAUCUCUUCACACACCGAAUACCGUAGGAGCCUGUAGUUUGUAA